AUGGCUGGACAGAAGCUGGUGCAGGAGGGUAGAUCGAGUGUGGUCAGUUUUUUGCUGGGAGCCUCCGUGUUGUUUUUGCCUUUACUAACCAGCAGGGUGACAGAACCGGGGCAGACUCUAAUGGCCGCUGAGCGAGGGAGGAUAGCUCUGGUGAUCUUUAUAGCUGUGAUCAAUGCCUGUCUGCUGCUUCUGUACAGAGACCAUCUCUACCAGGUUGCCAUUCGGGCUGGCUUCCUAGGAUUUGCUUUUGGGAGCAGUUUGCUUGUAAGUUCUGUUGAUUCACCAUGGAAACACUUUGGGUGGUACGUUUGUUUCCUCUCAUUUUUCCACUAUUCUGAAUAUUUGAUUACAGCAAUAAACAAUCCUAAAAGCCUGUCGCUGGACUCGUUCCUUCUGAAUCACAGCUUGGAAUACAAACUAGCUGCAGUGUCCUCCUGGGUGGAAUUUGCAAUUGAAACAACCAUGUUUCCAGAGAUGAAGCAGAUCACUUGGCUGAGCCUUAUGGGAUUAAUGAUGGUUCUGUUCGGGGAGUUGCUUCGGAAGUGCGCGAUGCUCACAGCUGGCUCCAAUUUCAAUCACAUUGUACAGAACGAGAAAUCCGAUUCGCAUACUUUAGUAACAUCUGGAGUAUAUUCAUUGUUCAGACACCCCUCCUAUGUGGGCUGGUUUUACUGGAGCAUUGGAACUCAGGUUUUACUCUGUAACCCAGUUUGUUUAGUUGGCUACACACUCGCCUCUUGGAGAUUUUUCCGGGAACGAGUCGAGGAGGAAGAAUAUUCCUUAAUCAACUUUUUUGGAGAACAGUAUUUGGAAUACAAAAAAAAUGUUCCCACGGGUUUGCCUUUUAUAAAAGGUGUAAAAGUAGAACCAUAAGUGAAUAAACGACAUGACGAGACAUUUCCACUUCUGAGGAUGCUGGCGCCUCUGCUUGUGAGGCAACUGGAAUUACAAAUUACCGCACAAGGGAUAGAGAGUAGACGCCAUUUUAUAAUUCUUUUACAUUGAGGAUUUAAUAAGGGUCAGUAAGCUACUGGCCACACAAUAGCAAGGCUCAUCAAAGCGAAUCUAACAGGCGAUUGGACCAUCUGCGAUCCCUGGUUUAUUGUACAGGAAGGGGGUAAAUACUUAUACCUCAUAGAGGACAUUGAA
Bombina bombina (fire-bellied toad) is the source of this 1149-nucleotide messenger RNA. It is a transcript of the gene ICMT, whose product is annotated as isoprenylcysteine carboxyl methyltransferase. The record is from RefSeq and is a predicted model, not a curated record. The transcript has 5 exons. NCBI's taxonomy places the organism in Eukaryota, Metazoa, Chordata, Amphibia, Anura, Bombinatoridae. Gene Ontology annotation, molecular function: protein C-terminal S-isoprenylcysteine carboxyl O-methyltransferase activity. The coding region runs from base 1 to 873 and encodes 290 amino acids. Gene Ontology annotation, biological process: C-terminal protein methylation. Gene Ontology annotation, cellular component: endoplasmic reticulum; membrane.